UUAGUGUAUAAGUGUAUUUGAGGCUUUACAAAACAGAAACUCCAUUGAUAUUUUACUCGUCAAUUGUUAUUUUUUGAUUAUAUUCAAUUGUCGGAUUAUUUUUUGUUGCUUUAAAUUAAUUAAAAUGAAUCCUGAAUAUGAUUACUUAUUUAAAUUGCUUCUCAUCGGUGACUCUGGCGUUGGAAAAUCAUGUUUACUCCUUAGAUUUGCUGAUGACACUUACACAGAAUCAUACAUUUCAACCAUAGGUGUUGAUUUCAAGAUAAGAACCAUAGAAUUGGAUAAUAAAACAAUUAAAUUGCAAAUCUGGGAUACAGCCGGACAAGAAAGAUUUCGAACUAUAACAUCCUCUUAUUAUCGUGGGGCCCAUGGGAUAAUCGUUGUAUACGAUGUAACAGAUUUGGAGUCAUUCAAUAAUGUGAAACAAUGGCUACAUGAAAUAGAUCGCUAUGCUUGUGAUAAUGUCAACAAGUUGCUGGUUGGUAAUAAAUGUGACCUAACCUCUAAGAAAGUGGUUGAUUAUACGACAGCUAAAGAAUUUGCAGAGCAAUUGUCUAUACCUUUCUUGGAAACUUCAGCGAAAAAUUCAACCAAUGUGGAACAGGCCUUUUUGACUAUGGCUGCUGAAAUCAAAAACCGAAUGGGUCCAGGCUCUGGUGGUAUGGCUGGACAAGUUCCAGGGUCAAAUGUUCUGGGUUCUAUCAACCCCUCCUCCACUCCAGUCAAAACCCAAACAAAUUGUUGCUAAAUCUGAGAGGAGGUUCUGUCUAUCUGUUUCUUUCUCAUAUCUAUUUCUCUCUUUCUCUCUCUCUCUUUCCUCUAUCUUUCUCUCUAUCUCUUUCUUUCAUUCUUUCCAUACUUUCUGUCUAUUUACCUAUCCACCUAUCUAUCUGUCUAUCCUUAAUAACUGAAAUCAUUCAGAAAAAAAUUAAAACAUGAUAAACUUUAUACAAAUAAAUUAUCUGAUGAGUAUCGUUUUCGGAUUGAAA
This is a messenger RNA of Tetranychus urticae (two-spotted spider mite), 989 nucleotides long. RefSeq names its product RAS oncogene family member Rab1 (gene Rab1). The record is from RefSeq and is a predicted model, not a curated record. Gene Ontology annotation, molecular function: GTP binding; GTPase activity. Lineage: Eukaryota; Metazoa; Arthropoda; Arachnida; Trombidiformes; Tetranychidae.